AGCAAGGAAAGAGCGAAGAAGAAAAGUCUCACUUUCCCCUCUCCUUCCGAGUCCUUGGCCUUCAAGAAACACAUAAAAAGGACCGCCUCGUCUCUCCUCGUAUAUCACGCUUCGCAAGCGAGGUCUUCUUAGAAAAACCGAAGUUUUUCUGCAAUUCUCAUACACCCAGAUCGCACAACGUAGUCAAAGGACUUGGAUAUGUGUCCUGGUUCAAAGAGUAGACUUUCUUCCAGAAGCGUUGCCAUGGAAGGCGAAUUUCAGAAACAGAGAGAUGGGUUUUUCUGUGACUGCUCGGUUUUGCUUGAAUUGUCUGCUACCGAUGAUCUCGAGGCCUUCAGGAGUGAAGUAGAAGAGAAGGGUUUCGAUGUCAACGAGGCAAGCUUUUGGUAUGGUAGAAGAAUUGGGUCGAAGAAGAUGGCGUUUGAAGAGAGGACACCUCUUAUGAUUGCUGCCAUGUUUGGUAGCGCUAAGGUUUUGAAGUAUGUAAUUGAGACUACCAAGGUUGAUGUCAACAGGGUUUGUGGUUCGGAUAAGGUCACUGCGCUCCACUGUGCUGUUGCUGGUGGUACCAAUUCUUCACUUCUGAUUGUUAAGCUCUUGCUUGAUGCAUCCGCUGAUGCUAAUUGUGUUAAUGCCAAUGGAAAUAAGCCUGUUGAUUUGAUUGGCCGUGCGUUGAAGUCAUCCUCCAAUUCAAGAAGGAAGGCGAUGGAGUUGUUGCUAAAUGGCGAUAAUUCAGUGGGGGAAGGUGAUCGAACUGUGAACCAAGAGGAAGCGCAGCAGAAGAUGGCCAUGCCUCAGUUAUCGAAGGAAGGAGCUGAGAAGAAAGAAUACCCUGUCGACGUGUCCUUGCCCGACAUAAACAACGGGAUAUAUGGGACGGAUGAGUUUAGGAUGUAUACUUUCAAGGUGAAGCCUUGCUCAAGGGCAUACACCCAUGAUUGGACAGAGUGUCCCUUUGUCCAUCCCGGGGAGAAUGCGAGGAGAAGAGACCCACGGAAGUACCCCUAUAGCUGUGUUCCUUGCCCAGAAUUCCGGAAAGGGACAUGCCAAAAGGCGGAUGCUUGUGAGUAUGCACAUGGUGUUUUUGAAUCCUGGCUUCAUCCUGCCCAAUACCGAACCCGGCUUUGCAAGGAUGAGAUGGGGUGCUCGCGCAAAGUCUGCUUCUUUGCUCACAAGCCUGAAGAAUUGCGCCCCUUAUAUGCUUCCACAGGUUCAGCGAUGCCUUCACCAAAGUCCCAUUCAGCUGGUGCAAUAGACAUGACAAUGAUGAGUCCAUUGGCUCUCAGUUCGUCAUCUUCGCCGAUGCCUACCACUUCAACACCACCCAUGUCUCCCCUGGCAGCCGCUUCAUCUCCCAAGAGUGGGAACUUGUGGCAAAACAAAAUUAAUCUCACUCCUCCUGCCUUGCAGCUCCCAGGUAGCCGGCUAAAGACUGCUUUGAGUGCUCGGGAUUUGGAUUUGGAGAUGGAAUUGCUUGGGCUAGAAAGUUAUGCUAGCCACCACCAGCAGCAGCAGCAAUUGAUUGACGAGAUAAAUCGUCUCUCGUCGCCGUCCCCCUGGAAUAAGGAGUUCAGCAGGAUUGGAGAUUUGAAACCUAACAACCUUGAUGAUGUUUUUGGAUCUCUCGAUUCUUCCAUGUUGUCCCAAUUGCAAGGACUUUCACUAAAAUCCUCGACACCAACCCAGUUGCAAUCUCCACAACCCAGUUACAAUCGCCAGAACAUGAACCAACUUCGUGCAAGCUACCCAACCAAUCUCUCUUCCUCUCCGGUGAGAAAACCCUCAUCCUUUGGGUUUGACUCAUCUGCUGCAGUUGCAGCAGCAGUGAUGAAUUCCAGGUCUGCAGCCUUUGCAAAGCGAAGCCAGAGUUUUGUUGAUCGUGGAGCAGGGAACCAUCGUGGGUUUACUGCUGCUGGCACUGCUGCUGGCAACUCUGUAUCUACCGUGUCCUCUGGUCUUUCAGAUUGGAGCUCACCCACUGGGAAAUUGGAUUGGGGCAUUCAAGGAGAUGAGCUGAGCAAGCUCAAGAAGUCUGCUUCUUUUGGGUUCCGAGACAACAAUGUGGCAACAACUAGAACCUUCAUGCCAUCUGCAGUUGAUGAGCCAGACGUCUCUUGGGUUAAUUCCCUGGUUAAAGAUGUUUCUCAUGACAGUUCUGGGCUGUUUCGCAAAGAGCAGCAGCAGUAUAAUCAUGUUAAAGGGGGUCAUGAGAUGAUUCCACCGUGGGUUGAGCAGCUGUACAUAGAGCAGGAGCAGAUGGUGGCAUAAGGAAAACAUCUCUGCCUAAUUUGCUCCUACAUUAUAUUGACGAAGCUUGAUAUUCUUUGAAUUUAUUUAUUUUUGUCUAUUUAGUAUUCAAUAAUUGUAUUUAGAGAUAGGAGAAGUGAGAAAGGCCAUAGAGAAACGAAUUUCAGGUCAAUCAAGGCCUAUAAAUUUGUGCAGGAAAAACCUGUUCCUGCUAGGUUAGUUAGAAUAUUGAGAAAGAUCGAUGGAGCAAAGAUGGUGAUUUUUUAUUUAUUUAUAUCAUAUUCUUGUAUUUUUUACCCUCUCCUUUGAGGGUCUAUUUAUUAAUAUUGAAAUGAUACACGAAUCA
Messenger RNA from Corylus avellana, 2593 nucleotides. Its product is annotated as zinc finger CCCH domain-containing protein 29. Gene Ontology annotation, molecular function: metal ion binding; protein binding. NCBI's taxonomy places the organism in Eukaryota, Viridiplantae, Streptophyta, Magnoliopsida, Fagales, Betulaceae. The record is from RefSeq and is a predicted model, not a curated record.